GGUUCACACAUAUACUAGAACCCACCUCGAGGAAACCAAAUACAUACUGCCUUUUUACCACUUAGGCAACUGUCUUCAAAAUCAUCUCCCCAUAUCUAUUCAUAUUGUGUGCUCAGGAUGUCUACCCAAGCAGACUCUCCCUCAACCCUCAUCUCAAGCCUUCUCAAGACUGUCGAACAAGACAUCAUCCCUCUCACCCAGAAAGGCGUUUCCUCAGGAUCCAAAGUUUUCGGUGCCGCGAUCCUGUCCCGCGCCGACCUCAAGCCCCUAACAGUCGCCACCAACAACGAACGCGUAUCUCCCCUCCUUCACGGUGAAAUAAACUGCAUCCAGCAGUUCUUCACCGUCGACUUUCCUGAUCCCACUACACGUCCUGAUCCGCGAAAAGACUGCAUUUUCUUCGCCACACACGAGCCGUGCAGUCUCUGUCUGAGCGGCAUCACAUGGUCGGGAUUUACUGAAUUCUACUACCUCUUCACGUAUGAGGAUAGUCGGGAUCUGUUUGCGAUUCCGUAUGAUAUCGAUAUUCUGGAGCAGGUGUUUAGAGUUAAGGGCGAGGAGACUGAGGAACAGUUAGAGAGAAGACCGCUGUACAAUCGGACGAACAAAUUCUUCCAUGCGAAGUCACUGGUGAACGUAGUUGGUGAGAUUGGCGAUGAGACCGAGCAAAAGAAAUGGCUAGCGGAGAUUGAUAGAAUCAAAGGCUUGUACAACGCGUUGAGUGAGACUUAUCAGGAGGGGAAAGCAGCAAAUGCCCAAACAUCGAGUGCUUGGAAAUAGUUUUUGGCUAGCACAUCUCGAUAACUUCGAUCUUGCAAGAAUACAGAG
Messenger RNA from Dothidotthia symphoricarpi CBS 119687, 828 nucleotides. RefSeq names its product cytidine deaminase-like protein. The record is from RefSeq and is a predicted model, not a curated record. Lineage: Eukaryota; Fungi; Ascomycota; Dothideomycetes; Pleosporales; Dothidotthiaceae. The coding region runs from base 118 to 780 and encodes 220 amino acids. Gene Ontology annotation, molecular function: catalytic activity. The transcript has a single exon.